AAAAAAAAACAGAAUUGGCCAAUCACAUGUUUUAUUCCUUAGUUAUCGUUAAAGGGGCGGAGAGAUUUUAAAUAAUUUGGACGCUUGUGAUUGGAGAUUUCAAGUACCGAAUUUCACUGUAGAGAGGUCGGUGCACUUGACGGUAUCCAGAAUGCCAUCUGAAGAAAGCGAUAUGUCGAGCAGACAGAAUAGAUUAACUUCCUUCAAAAAUAAGGGGAAGAAUGUAGAUGAGAUGCGCAGGCGUCGGAAGGAGGUGAGUGUAGAGCUUCGCAAAGCACGUAAAGAUGAUCAGUUGCUCAAAAGGCGAAAUCUCAGCACUGAAGAUGACCAUAUUUUGCCACUACAAGAAAAUAGUCAAUCACCAGCUUCACUAACAACAGAAGAAAUUAUUGAAGGAAUGAAUAGUAGUGAUGACCACCGCCAACUGGUUGCAACGCAGGCUGCACGGAAAGCACUCAGCAGAGAAAGGAGUCCACCAAUUGAUGCCAUGAUUAAGUCUGGUAUUGUUCCAAGAUGUGUGGAAUUUCUCUCUCGGUUUGAUAACCCAUCUUUGCAGUUUGAAGCUUCGUGGGUGCUUACAAACAUUGCGUCAGGAACAUCUGAACAGACAAGUAGUGUUGUGAAACAUGGCGCUGUACCAAAACUAGUACAGCUUCUAGGUUCAUCAUAUAUGCAUGUCACAGAGCAAGCUGUAUGGGCUCUAGGUAACAUUGCCGGCGAUGGCUCAACAGCCCGUGACUUGGUGUUGAAUUCUGGAGCUAUGCCUGCAUUACUGGAGCUUAUCAAACCUGAUACCCAGAAGGCAUCAUUCUUGAGAAAUGUUGUGUGGACUUUAUCUAAUCUUUGUCGUAACAAGAAUCCACCUCCACCUUUUGAGAUUGUUCAGAUGAGUCUACCUGUAUUUAACAGACUUCUUCAUUAUGCUGACACUGAUGUGCUUGCUGAUGCAUGUUGGGCUUUGUCAUAUCUGACUGAUGGAACUAAUGACAAAAUUCAAGCUGUCAUUGAUACUGGAAUUGUUCCACGUUUGGUUGAACUUCUAGCUGCACCUAGUGUUGCAGUGCUAACACCAGCUUUGCGUGCUGUUGGUAAUAUUGUCACUGGCAAUGACAUGCAGACCAACGCAAUCAUCCAGGCUGGUGGAUUGACAUAUCUUAGGGAACUUCUAAGACAUCCAAGACUGAACAUUAUGAAGGAAGCUGCCUGGACAGUAUCAAAUAUCACUGCUGGAAAUGUGGACCAGAUUCAGGAGGUUAUAAAUUCAGGUCUUCUCGAACCUCUUAUAUAUGUGUUAUCAUCAGGUGACUUCAGAUCUCAAAAGGAAGCUGCAUGGGCAGUGACUAAUUUCAUGUCUGGUGGUUCUGUACAGCAGUUGGCAACGAUUGUUCAAAUUGGUGUUCUCAAACCAUUUUGUGACCUACUGAACAGUAAAGACUGGAAGAUUGUUGUUGUGGUUAUGGAUGGGCUUAACAAUAUUAUGCAGACUGCCGAAAAAAUGGGGGAGGUUGAUAGAGUGGCUAUCAUGAUUGAAGAAUGUGGUGGACUUGACAAAUUGGAACAACUGCAAAGUCAUGAAAAUGAGCAAGUUUACCAGAAGGCCCUAAACAUGAUUGAUAGUUACUUCUCAGUGGUGGAUUGUGCAGACCCCAGCUUAAUUCCUGAUCAGACAAAUGGUCAGCUGGACUUCAACACUGACCGGGUUCCAGAUGCUGGAUUUUCAUUCUGAACACAGCUGUGUACGGAUGCCAUACCAAAAGGGAUGAAGACUGUAUUUAAAUUAAUAUUCUAAACCCUAGGCAAGGGUGAUUCUUAAAAAUAUUUUUAUAUGCAAAGUUUGAAAUUUUCUUAUGCAUUUUCAAUCAUGUAUUCUUUAUAGUAGGUAACUUUUGAUCAGUGCCAAGAUUUUUAGUGGUAGUGGUGGAGUAUUAUACUUUAUCAACUAAAUUGUGGAGUUCUUGGUGGUAGGAUGAACUUCCAUUCUGUCCUUUUUUGUUUUGUAUAAUUUUUCUACAUUUUUAUGAAUUGGUGUAUAUUUAGUAGUGAGAAUAAAGCUUUUCAGUUAU
Messenger RNA from Zootermopsis nevadensis, 2063 nucleotides. RefSeq names its product karyopherin subunit alpha (gene Pen). Gene Ontology annotation, molecular function: nuclear import signal receptor activity; protein binding. Gene Ontology annotation, cellular component: cytoplasm. NCBI's taxonomy places the organism in Eukaryota, Metazoa, Arthropoda, Insecta, Blattodea, Termopsidae. Gene Ontology annotation, biological process: protein import into nucleus. The record is from RefSeq and is a predicted model, not a curated record.